Messenger RNA from Cottoperca gobio, 2817 nucleotides. It is a transcript of the gene cyp2u1, whose product is annotated as cytochrome P450, family 2, subfamily U, polypeptide 1. Gene Ontology annotation, cellular component: intracellular membrane-bounded organelle; cytoplasm. The record is from RefSeq and is a predicted model, not a curated record. Gene Ontology annotation, molecular function: heme binding; oxidoreductase activity, acting on paired donors, with incorporation or reduction of molecular oxygen, reduced flavin or flavoprotein as one donor, and incorporation of one atom of oxygen; steroid hydroxylase activity. Lineage: Eukaryota; Metazoa; Chordata; Actinopteri; Perciformes; Bovichtidae. Gene Ontology annotation, biological process: xenobiotic metabolic process.
CACAGGAAGCGCGUGAAAUCAGCAUUUAAAACACACGUUUCGUCAAGUUGGCAUUGUAUUAAUGAUUGUCCUCGGACUUUAUGAAUACUCCUAAACAUGGGAUAGCAUGGUGAACUGAUUUCACUUUACUUUAACCUUGACGCCAUGAUUUCGCUGUCAUGGAUGGAGCAUCUGAGCAGCUGCUGUGUCCUGUCGCAUGUAAACAUUGCAGCUUUGCUAGUGUUCUCGCUCGUGUUUUAUUUAGUUCAUGUUUAUCACAAACGACGGGACCUCUUUGCAAAUAUCCCACCAGGUCCGAAGCCGUGGCCGGUCGUCGGCAACUUCGGCCACUUGCUCAUCCCCUCUUUCAUCCGGAGGAGGUUUGGACAGCAACAGGACAGCACCGACAGAAACGCUAUGGCUGUGUUAACGGAACAAGCCAACACUUAUGGGAACGUGUAUAGCAUCUUUGUAGGGACUCAGUUGAUGGUUGUGCUUAAUGGCUAUGAAGUGGUGAAGGAUGCACUCUCAAACCAUCCCGAGGUGUUCUCCGACAGACCAGAUAUCCCCGCUAUCACCAUCAUGACGAAACGCAAAGGAAUAGUCUUUGCACCUUAUGGGCCAGUGUGGAGAAAGCAGCGCAAGUUCUGCCACAGCACACUCCGAAAGUUUGGCCUGGGGAAGCUGAGCCUGGAGCCUUGCAUCCUGCAGGGCCUGGCUACCAUCAAAACAGAGCUGCUGCAACUGAACAAGGAGUCCGGUGCUGAUGCCGCUGUGGACCUGGCCCCGCUGAUCAGCAACGCCGUGUCAAAUGUCAUCUGCUCGCUCAUCCUGGGACAGCGUUUCAAUCACGAAGACCGCGAGUUCCGCAACCUGCUGGACCUGAUGGAUCGUGGGCUGGAGAUCUGUGUGAACAGCUCUGCAGUGCUCAUCAACAUCUUCCCACUGCUGUACUACUGGCCUUUUGGGGUCUUCAAGGAGUUACGGCAGGUGGAAGGAGACAUCACAGUGUUCCUGAAGAGGAUUAUCGCAAAGCACCAUGAAACAUUAGAUCCGGACCACCCGAGGGAUCUUGUAGACAUAUACUUGCUGGAGAUGUUGGCCCAGCAAGCUGCUGGAGAGCAGGACAGCAGCUUCACAGAAGACUAUCUCUUUUAUAUAGUAGGAGAUCUCUUCAUCGCGGGCACUGACACCACCACUAAUUCUGUUUUGUGGAUUCUGCUCUACAUGGCCUUACACCCUGAUGUCCAAGACAAGGUCCAGGCAGAGAUUGAUGAAGUGGUCGGCACACAUCGCGUCUUGUCUUUGACUGAUAAGGGAACUUUGCCUUUUACUGAAGCCACCAUCAUGGAGGUGCAGAGACUGACUGUGGCGGUUCCUCUGGCCAUUCCUCACAUGGCCUCCGAGACAACGGAGUUCAGAGGCUACACUAUUCCCAAAGGAACUGUUAUUGUGCCCAACCUGUGGUCUGUCCAUAGAGAUCCCACUCAGUGGGACGACCCAGACAGGUUCAACCCAGCACGCUUCUUGGACGAUGAGGGGAAUUUGCUCAGGAAAGAGUGCUUUAUACCAUUCGGGAUUGGUCGCAGGGUGUGCAUGGGGGAACAGCUGGCGAAGAUGGAGCUGUUCCUGCAGGUGACCAGUUUACUGCAGGCCUUCAAAUUCAGACUCCCAGAGGGAACGCCUCCUCCUUCCCUGCGUGGACGAUUCGGCCUGACGCUGGCACCCUGCCCAUACACUGUGUGUGUGAGCCCUCGUAGAUGAAACAGUGGAAUAUUUUUGUAAAUCCAAUUACCUUUACCGACGAAGCUGUGGGUAAAGGUCGCCUGGAGAGACAAUGUGUCAACACUUCCUUAACAACUGGUUGCUUUCCAAACACUCUUAAAGAGGCAGGAGAGAACCCUCUUCUAAAGACACCCACACUCGACCCUGAACAACCCGCUCCUGCAGACACACUCUGUACAACAUCAGGAGGAUACGUCCCGUAUUGACUCAGAAGGCGACGCAGGUUCUUGUCCAGGCUCUCUUUGGAUUAUUUGAAUCUGUUGUACUGCACUUAAGAUGAUUUCAUCUAUUUGAAGCUAAUGUACUUGCAAGACAUUUCGGAGUAAUAUCCUUGUGAUUGUUUGCACCCUUUUGAAAGUCGCUUUGGAGAAAAGCUUAAUGAAAUGUAAUCUAAAAGCUGGAACCAGAAAAUGUUUCAUAUAUUUACUUGAUAAUCAAGUAAUUAUUAUCAAAAUGAUUUUUUCUAAUCAGCUCAACUCUGGUUAAUAAGGUCAGUAUUAUAUGCUAGAUGGCUUUAAUUUUGAAAGAUACCUCCUCGAAAUCUGUAUUUUAUGACGCAUGCUUUAUGGAAGUUAGCACAUUGCAUAAUGUUCAUGAAUAUAUACAUAUAUUUUUGAUUUUAUGUUUUUACUUUUUUCAAUGUUUUUGUUUAAAAUUGUUGACAUUGUAGCCCUGUAAAAAAAAAGUAUUAUUUUUAUCACGACAGUGGAAGGAAUGUUAGAAACUUGAAUACUGACACAAAUGUUAAACUAUCAUAAUUUAAAUCACUUUUUCUUUUAUUCUGAAAGAACAAACUAAUUACAAAAUCAAGAUAAUUUUGUCAUUUGUAAUUCUGAAAAAGAUAUUUGGAAAAAAAUACACACACAGUCCAAAUGGUUUUAUGAUAUAUAAUAAUAUAACUAUGGCAUGAGCCAUUCAACAUGAAUAUGUACUAGUUUCCCUAGGUAAUAAUUAAAAUAUUAUAUUAAAUGCAGGACUUUUUUUAUUUUUACAUGGACUCUAUUCUUCUCCGGAGUUGCCCAAGGUGUGAGGCGUCGGGCGGGUGUGGGGAUA